Messenger RNA from Fusarium proliferatum ET1, 552 nucleotides. RefSeq lists its product as uncharacterized. Lineage: Eukaryota; Fungi; Ascomycota; Sordariomycetes; Hypocreales; Nectriaceae. The transcript has 3 exons. Bases 1 to 552 code for a protein of 183 amino acids. The record is from RefSeq and is a predicted model, not a curated record.
AUGGCCGCUGUAGCUCAAUCCAACUCUGUGAGCUAUGACACGUUCGAGAAGCUCGUAGCCUCUCAGAAUGGCGGUCAACUUCCGUCAGACCUCGAUAGCUUUUACAAGUAUAUCCUCGCUCAACCCGAAGGUCCGUCAGACCUGGCUGCGUUAGCAGCAACCACCGCAACUAAGGCAGACCCUGCCAGCAAUGCUGCUGAUCUCACCGCCGCUCCCGAGGUAAAGGCAGCAGGGUUCAGCAACCAGACCUCGGCGAAUGGCAGUGUCAUCAACCUUUGGGUUUACCAGCGUGUCUACAUCAACGCCCUUGGUAAAACAUGCACCAUCAACAUGGGCGGCAUUACACCAGGCUUCCCUGGCGGAGCAACAUUUGGCACGUUGUACUAUGAUAAUGCAAGCGAUCUCAGUGGUGAUUGUGAUGUUGUUUUCACGGGAUUCAUAACAUACUUCGCCCUUUACUUCCGCAAGAACGGUAGCCUGUAUGCGACUUACCAGUCAGGCAACGUCGGUGCGGCCACUGGUGUUGCGGGUGGUACAGGAAGCUGGUCUUAG